Molecule: messenger RNA, 1490 nt
Organism: Gastrolobium bilobum
Lineage: Eukaryota; Viridiplantae; Streptophyta; Magnoliopsida; Fabales; Fabaceae
Product: polygalacturonase QRT3-like
Exons: 3
Coding region: 1-1440 (479 amino acids)
Molecular function (GO): polygalacturonase activity
Source: RefSeq, a predicted model, not a curated record
AUGAGAUUCUCAGCGGUGUGGUUUGUCUUAUUAUUGGUGGUAAUAGAAGAAGCCACAUGUUUCACUUUCAACAGGGAGAAAAGGCUCUCAGAGUUCAAACACAAAAUUGAGCAAAAAAUGGCUAGUUCCCUAGCACCCUCGGCAUCACCUGAAACAAAAAUGAGUGGGAGGGUGUUGUACCUGAGUGAAUAUGGUGCGGAUCCAACUGGGGCACAAGAUAGUAGUGAUGCCAUUUUGAAAGCUGUGGAAGAUGCUUUUGAGUUGCAUAAUGGUCUUGAAUUGGUAGCAGGUGUCAAUGACCUUGGAGGUGUUGUCAUUGAUUUGCAAGGUGGAAACUACAAAAUCAGCAAACCCAUUACAUUCCCUUCCUCUGGUGGUGGCAAUGUCGUGGUGAAAGGAGGAACCUUGAGAGCAUCAGAUACUUUUCCUGGUGAUCGGCAUCUAGUUGAGCUAUGGUCAUCAAAUUCCAAGAAACUUGAGACAACUGAAUCUCUGCAUGCUGAUAGCCUCAACAGCAUUAAAGCACAAAACAAUGGAAUUUACUAUGAAGACAUAACCUUCAGGGACAUCCUAUUUGAUUCAAGCUAUAGAGGAGGAGGGAUUUUCAUUGUAGAUUCUGCUAGAACCCGGAUCAACAAUUGCUUUUUCCUGCAUUUCACCACAGAAGGAAUUCUAGUCCAGCAAGGACAUGAGACAUUCAUAACAAGUUGUUUUCUUGGGCAACACUCAACAGUUGGUGGAGACAAAGAUGAGAAGGACUUUUCAGGGGUUGCCAUUGAUCUUGCAAGUAAUGAUAAUGCAGUCACAGAUGUUGCAAUUUUCUCAGCAGCCAUUGGUAUUGUGCUAAGGGGUCAAGCUAACAUUCUAACAGGGGUACAUUGUUAUAACAAAGCAUCAUCUUUUGGUGGCAUAGGCAUCUUAGUGAAAUUGGCAGGACAUUCACAAACAAGAAUUGACAACUGUUAUCUUGAUUACACUGGUAUAGUCAUGGAAGACCCUGUUCAAGUUCAUGUCACUAAUGGGUUAUUUCUAGGGGAUGCUAAUAUUUUAUUAAAAUCUAUUAAAGGUCAAAUUUUGGGCUUAAAUAUAGUGGAUAAUAUGUUUAGUGGUGACCCCAAUAAGAAGGUUCCAAUUGUGAAUCUAGAUGGGCAAUUUAGUAACGUUGAUCAAGUGGUGAUUGAUCGAAACAAUGUGAAUGGCAUGGGCUUGAGAUCAACGGUUGGGAAGUUGAUUGUGUCCGGAAAUGGCACAAAGUGGGGGGCUGAUUUUUCAUCAGUUUUGGUAUUUCCUAAUCGGAUUAGUCAUUUUCAAUAUUCAUUUUAUGCUCAAGAUGAGCCCAAAUUUGUAGCACUUUCUGUGACCAAUGUGUCAGAUAAUGUUGUAGUAGUGGAGAGUGAGAAAGAAGCUAAAGGGUUGGUCUCCUUCUUUGUUGAACAAUAAGAAGCUGGAGUGAUUGUAUUAAUUUAUGCAUUAAACAAUAAAAUAAUAUU